CGACGUAGACGUCGACGUCGGCGGCAAGAUGAUACGGGGUGAUGCUCUUGACGGAAAGGGACGUCCAUCUCUAACCCGAGGGCUCACUUCUCUCUGACCAUCGCCGUAAGCUCAAGACACAACAGCUUUGUUUUUUGAUAAAAAAAAAAAAAAAAAAACAAAUCACCCUUGUGAUCAUCAGUGAUUUUUAUUUAUAUUAAAAACAUUUCGCUCUUCGAUUAAGUGACUAAUCAAUGUGCAGUGACUAAAACAUUCUACAAUUUUUCAUCUUUAAUAGCAAUUAAUUACUAUAAAAAAUUUACUUUUUAAUAAUAAAAUAACAAUAUUAAUAUAAAUAAAAUUAAUAAAAAAUUUAACUUAGUCUUGUAAAAAAAAACUAUCAUAACAAUUUUUGGUAGCGAACGCGCGCCGAGUUUAUGUAUUGAUCGACCGCCAUAUUAGUCGCGGAGUUUUCUGCUGUGAGGGUGCGUACCGAGGAUCUGAUUGCAGUAAGGCUAGUGUCAGUUAUCAGUUAACAGUUGACAGAAUAAAACAAAAUAAAAUAAAAUAAUAAUUUAGUAAUUAUUUUUUUUAACUAAAAAAUAGUGAAAAAAAAAGUACUCGAAGGCAUCAGGCUGGGAGGUAGGUUGAGCGAAGUUGUGGGUCCCGUCGUGGAGGAGGCCAUUGAGCCAGGGGAUGCGACCCCGCUGACGGGACCCGUAAGGGAGGUCUCUAUUCCGCGAGCGCCUCCACCACCCCCGCGAAUCACGACUCCGAGUCCUCCGCGGCCGCCACCUCCGCCUCCGCCGCCUCAACAGACCCAAGUGAGGAUCCAGUCCCAGGAGCAAAUCCAGCCCUUGGUCCAGGUCCAGGUCCAGAUCCAGGAACAGCCACUGCAAGUUCACUACGCCAAUCCCUCGGAAACUGUGAUCACGCAGACAACUACCGGGUUGACUCUCACCAAAAGCCACAGCUCUGCUCAGAUUAAUCAGCACCAGCUUCUCCACCAGACCAGCGAGCCCAACAACCUCACCAUGGGCACCGUCCUGUCUUUCAGUCCCAAAGAGCGGAGGAACUCCUCGGUCUAUCCGCCAAUCGGCAGCCAGCAUGCCAAUGAUUUUACUCUCAAUAAUUUUAAUUAUGAGCAGCUCAACAAUGCCAAAAACAGGGAGAAUAAAAAUGUCGCGGCCGUCGCUCCUGCUCCUGGGAACAACACUUCGCUUCAGAAUAAUAAUAUUAAUUUGAACAACGACAGCGCGAGGAUCAUUUCGGAAAAAAAUGCUCUGGAGAAAAAUUUGAAGAAACACUCGUUGUUUAUUAAUGCGUUGUCCUGGAGACGGUUUAGCACUACUAAUAAUAAUAAGAAGAAACUUGAUAAUAAUAAGAACAAGAAUAUCACUUUUAGACAGCCGCUGGAUAAUAUUCCCAUUGUUGAUAAGAACAAAAAUAUUCAGACGCCUCAGACAAAAGCACCAGCGUCGAACAACAAUCACACGACGCACAAUUUAAAGUGUGAGAAAAUAUCGGAGCGACCUCAACCGGCAGGGCCAAGGAAAACCGUGAUCCAGGCCUCUACUUCCGAGCUGUUGAGGUGUCUCGGAGUUUACUUGCACGGGAAAUGCACAAGGUUGAGGGAUUUCCAGGCUGGGGACGCUGUCAUGUGGCUCAGAACUGUCGACAGGAGUUUGCUGCUUCAAGGAUGGCAGGACGUCGCGUUUAUAAACCCGGCGAACGUGGUGUUUGUAUACAUGCUGGUUCGCGAGCUGGUGGACGGAGAGGAGGCGUCCGAGCGCGAGCUGCAGGCGACCGUCCUAACGUGUCUGUACUUGAGCUACAGCUACAUGGGGAACGAGAUCAGCUACCCCCUGAAGCCGUUCCUGGUGGAGGACAGCAAAGACAAGUUCUGGGACCGGUGCCUGCUGAUUGUUAACCGACUGAGCACCAAGAUGCUACGUAUCAACAGCGAGCCCGGAUUCUUCACGGAAAUCUUCACCGAGCUCAAGGUAUAUGACACCCCCUGGAGGCGUCCGUCACUGAACAUGGGUCUAUAAAAUCAAAACGUCGUGCCUGCGGAACCGGAGAACGCGGGAGUCUUACUGGUGGGGGUCUCGAGCGAAGUCUCGUCGUCUCCGGAGUCGCGGUUCCAACCAAGGCAGCUUGACAAA
Cotesia glomerata is the source of this 2144-nucleotide messenger RNA. RefSeq names its product cyclin-dependent kinase 5 activator 1 (gene Cdk5alpha). Gene Ontology annotation, biological process: activation of protein kinase activity; positive regulation of cyclin-dependent protein serine/threonine kinase activity. NCBI's taxonomy places the organism in Eukaryota, Metazoa, Arthropoda, Insecta, Hymenoptera, Braconidae. Bases 1014 to 2030 code for a protein of 338 amino acids. Gene Ontology annotation, molecular function: cyclin-dependent protein serine/threonine kinase activator activity; protein kinase binding. The record is from RefSeq and is a predicted model, not a curated record. Gene Ontology annotation, cellular component: protein kinase 5 complex; cytoplasm. The transcript is spliced from 4 exons.